AUGGGCAAUGAUACCUUACCUUUCUGGCACACUUUAAUACCUUUUGCUUGCGUCUUUCACUCGUCCAGGCGCUGCCAUCCCAAGUUCGGUGCACUUAAAGUGUAUGCAGGUCAGGGUCUUUUUGCAUCCUAUCAAUCUGCUCGGCACAGAGGCAACUGGUUAUUCAAGCAACACGGUCGUGUCGUCAAGGCGAUUUCCAUCCAUGUAUCCCGUGCUGCGCUUCCUACCAUUGUGGUUGUGUCACAUUUCCGCACAUGA
Molecule: messenger RNA, 258 nt
Organism: Protopolystoma xenopodis
Lineage: Eukaryota; Metazoa; Platyhelminthes; Monogenea; Polystomatidea; Polystomatidae
Source: the annotation of a GenBank genome assembly